AUGAUCGAGAGUUAUCUUGAAAGGCUGUUCAAAUGCAAUCUGCUAACGGAGGCAGAGGUAAGGCACUUGUGUGAAACUGCAACAGAAAUGCUGAUGAAGGAGGAGAAUGUUGUCAGUGUCAAGGCACCAGUGACUAUAUGCGGAGAUGUUCACGGGCAGUUUUAUGACCUGAUGGAAUUGUUCAAGGUUGGCGGCCUUCCGCCUUACACGAACUACUUGUUCAUGGGGGAUUAUGUAGAUAGAGGAUAUCAUUCAGUUGAGACCAUCUCGAUUUUGUUGUGUUUAAAGGUGAAGUAUCCUGACCGAGUAUGGCUACUGAGGGGAAACCACGAAAGCAGACAGAUAACGCAGGUAUAUGGGUUUUAUGAUGAGUGUGUUAGAAAGUAUGGGUCUUCUCUUGUGUGGAGAUAUUUCACCGAUCUCUUUGAUUAUCUGCCUGUUGCUGCCGUUGUUGGAAACGACACAUUCUGCUGUCAUGGAGGGCUAAGCCCAUCUUUCGACACAUUGGACCAGCUAAAGGCUAUUGAUAGGAGAGUUGAGAUUCCGCACGAAGGUCCAAUGUGCGACCUUCUCUGGUCUGAUCCUGACGAGAAGCUUGGAUGGGGCCCUUCGCCCAGAGGUGCAGGAUUUACUUUCGGAAAGGACAUAACGGAUGCCUUCAAUGAAAGAAAUGGGCUCAAGAUGAUAUGUAGGGCCCAUCAGCUUGUAAUGAGCGGAUACAACUGGAGCCACGAGAAGGGAUGUGUCACAAUAUUCAGUGCACCAAACUACUGUUAUAGAUGCGGAAACCUAGCCACGCUUAUGGAGAUGGAUGAAUAUGGAGCAUACAGCUUCACACAGUUUGAACCCUCGCCUACAAAGAUUGAGGCCCUUGUCUCUACCAAGAUCCCAGACUACUUCCUGUGA
Encephalitozoon hellem ATCC 50504 is the source of this 906-nucleotide messenger RNA. RefSeq names its product PP2A-like phosphoprotein phosphatase. Gene Ontology annotation, molecular function: protein serine/threonine phosphatase activity. Lineage: Eukaryota; Fungi; Microsporidia; Unikaryonidae. The coding region runs from base 1 to 906 and encodes 301 amino acids. The transcript has a single exon. Gene Ontology annotation, biological process: peptidyl-serine dephosphorylation; mitotic cell cycle. Gene Ontology annotation, cellular component: cytosol. The record is from RefSeq and is a predicted model, not a curated record.